AUGUUGGAUAGCGACCAGUGGUCGGCGACAUUCCGAACUAACGUCGAUCCCCUUUCCCACCUCACCAACUCCGCCCUACACCAUAUAUCUAAAGGUGCGUUAACCAUGAACAGCGCAUCGGUGGAUGUCUAUGCCGGAACCCCUAGUCGCAUAGACUACGCGGCUAGCAAAGGGGCCGGCUUUCUAACCCAAUUGGUGAAGGAGGGGAUUCAUAUCAACGUCGUGUCUGCUGGGCCCGUCUGGUAUCCUCUCGUUGCGACGGGAGUCGGCGAGCAAGGCCAAAAGGGACAUGGCCUCGGGAACUUGACACCAAUGGAGCGGCUCGGGCACCCUAGUGAGAUUGCGACGAGCUACGUGCUCCUCGCGGGUAGUGAGAGCGCUGAGCGGUCAAACGUUGCACCCUAA
Daldinia caldariorum is the source of this 405-nucleotide messenger RNA. Its product is annotated as NAD(P)-binding protein. The record is from RefSeq and is a predicted model, not a curated record. Lineage: Eukaryota; Fungi; Ascomycota; Sordariomycetes; Xylariales; Hypoxylaceae. The transcript has 2 exons. Bases 1 to 405 code for a protein of 134 amino acids.